Molecule: messenger RNA, 5035 nt
Organism: Homalodisca vitripennis (glassy-winged sharpshooter)
Lineage: Eukaryota; Metazoa; Arthropoda; Insecta; Hemiptera; Cicadellidae
Gene: Tmtc3
Product: protein O-mannosyl-transferase Tmtc3
Exons: 15
Coding region: 95-2443 (782 amino acids)
Biological process (GO): protein O-linked glycosylation via mannose
Cellular component (GO): endoplasmic reticulum
Molecular function (GO): protein binding; mannosyltransferase activity
Source: RefSeq, a predicted model, not a curated record
AAGUGUAUUUUUACAGGAGCAGAGCCACAAAUCGUAUCGGCCUCUGUGUGUCCUCACGUUUCGAUGGAACUAUCUGCUCCACCAGCUCGAGCCCAUGGGGUACCAUCUCGUCAACUUGAUACUGCACGCUGUGGUCUGCCUCAUGUACUUCAGGAUGUGCUCGAUGUUUUUGCCAGAGAUAUCGAGCUUCGUGUCAGCCAUGUUGUUUGCCGUCCACCCCAUCCAUACCGAGGCGGUCACUGGAGUGGUGGGACGGGCCGAGACUCUCUCAUCGGUCUUCUUUUUGGCCGCCUUCAUUUUGUACGCGAAGUCUACCAAGAGGAAACGGUUUACGGGGUGGCGUUGGCUGGUGUUCUCCAUGUUGGCUGUGGCCACUGCGAUGCUCUGCAAGGAGCAGGGUAUCACCAUCACGGGUAUAUGUGCCGUGUACGAGCUGUUUGUGGCACAGAAGAUGCGACUGAGUGAUGUACAGCAUUUCUUGCGAUGUGUGGUGAGCGGCAAGGUCUCUUGGCAGCACACCUGGUGUUCAGAUGCCACCAAGAGGCUGUGUGUGCUGACAUUGUCUACUCUGACCUUGCUGCUAGUCCGACUGCAGAUCAUGGGUUCGAAACUACCCGUCUUUACAAGGUUUGACAAUCCAGCAUCUGUGGCAGCGACACCGACACGCCAGCUGACCUACAACUACCUAGUGAGUGUGAACCUGUGGUUGCUGUUGCUGCCUUGUGAUCUCUGCUGUGACUGGACGAUGGGCACUAUUCCUAUGGUGGAGUCUUUGCUGGAUCGUCGCAACCUCUCUACUCUGGCAGCGUACAUCGCGUUGGCAACACUGGCCUAUGUGGCACUCACCACAGCCAAUCGCCAACAGGCAGUGGUCAUUGCAAUGAGUCUGGCAUUUCUUGCUUUGCCGUUCUUACCUGCGUCAAACCUGUUCUUCCCUGUUGGCUUCGUGGUGGCAGAGCGCGUCUUGUACAUGCCCUCCAUGGGGUUCUGCAUGCUUGUGGCUUACGGCUGGCAGAUACUGGCUGAGAAGAAGAACAGGAAGGUGGCAUGGGCAGGGCUGUGUUUGCUGUUGCUAGCUCAUGGCACCAAAACCAUAAGUCGCAACUGGGAUUGGACGUCUGAGUACAGCAUCUUCAUGGCAGGACUGCGGGUAAACCAACGCAAUGCGAAGCUGUUCAACAAUGUUGGCCAUGCUCUUGAGGGCCAGGGUCGCUUCAAUGAGGCUCUCCAGUAUUUCCACAAGGCUGUCAGUGUACAACAGGAUGAUAUCGGAGCACACAUUAAUGUCGGGAGAACUUACAACCAUUUGAAAAUGUUCAAAGAAGCUGAAGACGCCUAUUUGAAAGCCAAAUCGCUGCUGCCAAAAGCAAAGCCCGGCGAAUCGUAUCAAGCACGGAUCGCACCCAACCACCUCAACGUGUUCCUGAACCUGGCAAACCUUAUAGCGAAGAACGAGACACGGCUGGAGGAGGCAGACCUGCUCUACCGACAGGCCAUCAGUAUGCGUGCCGACUAUACCCAGGCGUACAUCAACCGUGGGGAUGUGCUACUCAAACUGAACCGCACCAAGGAGGCACAGGAAGUUUAUGAAAGGGCACUUUUCUACGAUAGCAACAAUCCUGACAUCUACUAUAAUCUGGGAGUGGUGUUCCUAGAGCAAGGUAAAGCAUCACAAGCCCUGGCGUACCUCGACAAGGCACUGGAGUUUGAUCCAGAACAUGAACAAGCAUUGCUGAACUCGGCUAUACUCCUGCAGGAGCUUGGACGAGCUGAACUGAGGAAAGUGGCCAGAGAGCGAUUGCUCAAACUUUUACACAAGGAUGCAACUAAUGAGAGAGUUCACUUCAAUCUGGGAAUGCUGGCCAUGGAUGAUCGGGAUACCGCAGGUGCCGAGCACUGGUUCCGGCGUGCUGUCCAGCUCAAGGAUGACUUUCGCUCUGCUCUGUUCAACCUGGCGCUACUGUUAGCAGAUGACCAUAGGCCUCUGGAGGCUGCCCCCUUCCUCAAUCAGCUGGUCCGUUUUCAUCCUGACCAUGUCAAGGGGCUGAUACUUCUGGGUGACAUUUACAUCAACAAUAUCAAGGACCUGGAUGCUGCUGAGAAUUGCUACAAGAGGAUACUGGAACUAGAGCCUGACAACAUCCAAGGUCUACACAACCUGUGUGUAGUGUAUGUGGAGCGGGGUAACUUGUUGCGAGCUGAGGCCUGUCUGAAGCAGGCUCAUAGACUGGCUCCCUCCGAGGACUAUGUACUCAGACAUCUCAAGAUUGUACAGAGUAGGGUGGCAAAGCUGCGUAUGGAUGAUCCCUCCGCUUCCGAGAGCCAGUUCAUAGAAGAACAAGAGCACCUACCCUCACCCCCUGCUGAUCCCAUAGCCCCCCACGCAGAGACUGUGUACUCCAGGCCGGCAGGGGUCCAGAGCCCCACCCCCUCCCUGUCUUAGCGGUUAACUCUGCUCACCCUCCACAACAAGUGAUAAACUACUGUCUAACACUCACCCCAAACUGUCUCAAGGCCUACGUGUAUAUACUGAUAUUCUUUGUACAAUUUUAAUGUUAUGCCUCGUUCUGUUGAUGCUUUUCUCAAACAAUAUUGUACAAAUAACAUGUGAUUCACAGUUAUUCUUAUAAUUAAACGACUAACAGGUUUUACAGUAGCUCGGGUGUUUAUAGGUGUAUAUUUUAGGUUUAUUUCUCUGCAUCAGAAACACAUAUUAAUCUUAAUCAUGUACCCGUUGAAAAAUCUUUUAAUUAAAUAACAUCUUCCAGACAAAAGUAUGAAGGCCCAUUUUAAACACACAAAUUUUGUCAUUUAUAAUGCAAUCACCAGGUUUUUUUUAGUAUGUGUAGGAAACGCUAAUUAUACACAGAUAAUUUGUAUAUUUCAAAGCUAAUUAUUUUGCAUCCGUGUUUGCUAUAAAUAUUAAAAUCAUAUUUAUUUUAUUUUAAUAUUGUAUCCUAUUAUUUAUAUUUCUUGUAGAUUAAAUCAACUUGUGCCUUUCUAAUCAAACAAUAGUUAAUUUUUUACUUCUGAAUUUAUUAAAUAAAAUGUAACUUUUACAUGAUCUUAGUUCUCAAAUACAAACUUAUUAUGAAGAAUUAAUAUGAUUUGACCGCAUUAAAUCACACAGUUUUGGGUGAGUGAUUUUUCAUAUGUAGUGUUUUAGAUGUUUUCUACGUAAUGUAUAUAAUGUGAUGUGUUUGGUAAAAUGGUUGCUGUUGUGGCUAUAUUUUAUUUAGUAUAUCAUUCAAUAAUACUUCUUUUUUAUGUCCUAUAUUUUAUAUGUCUUAUUUAAUUUUUAUAUUAUGCAAUAUCUUAUGAUCAAUUUAUUGUAAUUCUUGUAUUAUUUAAUAAGGUUUUUUAAAGUGAUAGUUUAUAAAACAUGUUACUCUGUGAUAAGAUAUUUUAAUGUAUUUUUUUAUAAAUUGAUAUUUUAUGUUUAUUAUAAAUUAUUUUGUUGAUUUAUUUUUCAAGCUUUUCUUUACUUAGUUAAUUUUUAUUUGUAACUAAAGUACUCAUGCUUUUUAUGAUAAAAUGAUUAUGUGUUUCCUUUAAUUGUACUGUAAAAGAUAAUAUUGAGAUUGUAUUUAUUGUUCUAGUACAACAGGAUAUUCAAAUAAUAUAAAUCUAAUGUAAAUUAAUCAGUUGAUUUCUCAUGGAAGUUUAAAGUAUAAGAGGUAAAAGGCAGCACACAUUUUUUUAAUGCGACAAAUUAUUGUUAAAACUGAAGUAAGUGACAAUAACAAUGUUCAACAAAAACUUUAUGUACCAAAUUAGUAGUUAUUAUCAUUGCUGUUCUUGAAAUAAUUUAAUUAUUUUAAUUUUUUGUGAAUAAAGGCCUAAUUCAGAGUACUUGUCGUAAAAUUUGUAUGUGGUCAAUUAAUUGAAGUUAAUUCUUCCUUUGUUCCUUUGUUUAUGUACUUUAAACACAGAGCCAAUUAUAGUGCCGGACUAAUUGGAAGACUUACCAUUAAAUGGUACAAAUGUGAUCUUGAAGUCACUUUCAUUGUUAAUCCGAACCCUGCUUUUAACAUUCCAUUCUAUAACUACUCUCAGUAUUUUAUGUACUUUUAUGAGGAACUGAAAUCCUAAUUUUUUUAUUCCAGCAGGUGAUUUCUAUAAAUCGAUAAACAGUUUGUAUAAUAUUUAUAGAUACAGGUGCCUUGUACAUUCCAUUUCUAAGUACAGACAAGAUUUAUAUGUGUGUGCAAACACUUAGAGAUAUUUUUCUAUGUUGUUGUAUAUAAGUGUUAGUUAGUUGUGAAUGUAUAGACAUAGAUGGCAUAGUGUUUUAUAAGUUUCAAUGUUGUGCCUCGGCAUAGAUGUUUCGUUGUAGUUAGACUGUAUUCAGUACAUAAUAUUUUUAACGCAGAGUAUAGACGUUUAAUUGAAAAGUUGAGAUCUUUUAAGGCUGGUUAAUGAAAGAGGUUUAUAUUUAUAAAUAUAUUUACUCUAGACAAGAUUAGUGUGAUGCUUUUUAAAGGCUUUUUUAAAAAUGGUUUAUUUUCUUUUAUUAUUAAAAUAGUUUUAUACCAAAAUACUCUAACAAUAAUAUAAUAUUAGUUUUCAAUGUAUUAAAGAAUGUAUAGUUAUUCUCUAUUUUCUUUUCUCAAUGCACUCACAGGUAAUGUUUAUCGAACUACAAGAUUUUUUUUAUGACAAACUUGAAAAUUACUUUUAUUUGUGAGUCAAUCAUAAGUUUGACAAUCGACUAUUCACAAAUUUUGGUUUAGAUUUAAGUAAGAACAGAGAAAUAUAAUUGUAAGAUUAGUUGUAUCGUUUGCAAUAUUUUGUAUUUUUUGUGAGUCUUUUUAUUUAUGAAUAUAAUAGUAGCAAAAUUGUAAUGCAAGGCAAAAUGUAAAAUGUUUAUAAUACAAAGCCAGACUGAUAUUAUUUCCAUAAAGAAGUAGAAUGUUCUAUAAUAAAAACUUUGAAAUGCAGUAAAAAGCUUACAGUCAGCUAAUGACAAUCCUUCCAUUAAAGACAAUGUUAGAACUGUUCAUUGUACAUUAAAUAAACUGUCGUACACAACUGG